GUCCUGGUUCACGAAAUAUACAAAAUACCGUACACUGAAAUGGUACAUAUAUUAUGAUAAUCAUUAUCAUUUACAGGAAUGAACUACAAAGUUCCUCUCAUAAUCAUUCUAAUCUCCGCCUCCCUCUACUAUUUCUUCUCACCUGCCUCCCCACUCUCAGACAAACAACUCACAGAACAUCUUAAUGGUAAGGUAGUCCUCAUCUGUGGAGCUAGCAGUGGUAUAGGAGAGGAACUUGCUUACCAAUUAGCUGCCCAUGGAGCUAAACUCGUCCUGGUGGCUAGGCAUCAGGAUAAGUUGGACAAAGUUAGAACAGAAAUAAUAAAAAGAGGGGCCCCAGAUGAAGAUGUGAUAACUAUAUCUCUUGACUUCUCAGAUAUGUCUAAAAGCAAGGAAGUCGUGGACCAAACAUUGGAAAAGUUCGGAGGACUUGAUUACCUGGUCUCUAACCACGCUGCAAUAUUUACUGGUCCCUUUCUGGCUCUGCCUCAUCUUCAAGAUCCUGAGUACAUCGAGAAGAUAUUCAGAGUAAACUUGUUUAGUCAUAUCCAACUUGCUGUUCAUGCCCUCUCUCAUCUAGAAAAACGGAAUGGUCACAUGUACUUUACUUCUUCGUUAGCUGGAGAGAUACCAGCAUAUACAAGUAGUUUAUAUUGCUCAACAAAACAUGCAAUGAACGGGUUCUUCUACAGUCUUCAACAAGAACUACUUGCUAGAGAGUCUUCUGUGUCUCUAACAAUCGGCUCACUUGGUCUCAUUUUGACAAAGGAAAGAUCUGAGCUGUUACCAUACGGACAUCCCUAUCCGGUAUGGUCCAAAGGAAGUUUGGAGGAGUGCUCAAGAGGGAUUAUGGAGGCCUAUAUAACGAGACCCCAAACUCUGACAUAUCCCAGAAUCGCUGGUAUGAUUUAUAGGGCCAACUGGUAUUUUGACCCGCAUUUUCACGAGGGCAUAAUUCAAAGGUUCAAACCGAAGGGAACUAAGGGGAAAGGUUAUAAAGAAGUUGUGGAAAAGGGUACGAGCGUUGAUCAACGCAUAAAGAUGGGGUACCAACUGGGGUAUGGACCAGGAGAUAAAUAAAUAUUUUGCGAUUAUUAACUGUAACUACAAUUUAAAUCAAAUCUUUCAUUUUUUUACUUUUUAUUCUAUUGAAAUUUUUCUUCAAAAAUUGUGCAUUUAAUUAGAUUUGUUUGUUUUUUUUAAAAUGCUGUAAGUGGUCGUAAUUAUAAAUCGUUGAUCAUUGUUCAUUUUGAACCGUAGAGCUUCCUUGGGCCCUUUCAGGUCAAGGCUUAAUUGUAAAGCGCUAUUUUUAAUAAAAAAGAAUAAAUUAUUUUUUAAAGUUCACCUGGAGUAUUUAAAUUAACAAUAAUUGUGUUU
Molecule: messenger RNA, 1377 nt
Organism: Bolinopsis microptera
Lineage: Eukaryota; Metazoa; Ctenophora; Tentaculata; Lobata; Bolinopsidae
Product: hydroxysteroid 11-beta-dehydrogenase 1-like protein A
Exons: 1
Coding region: 79-1080 (333 amino acids)
Cellular component (GO): intracellular membrane-bounded organelle
Molecular function (GO): oxidoreductase activity
Source: RefSeq, a predicted model, not a curated record